Messenger RNA from Eimeria acervulina, 1107 nucleotides. RefSeq lists its product as hypothetical. Lineage: Eukaryota; Apicomplexa; Conoidasida; Eucoccidiorida; Eimeriidae. The transcript is spliced from 3 exons. The record is from RefSeq and is a predicted model, not a curated record. Bases 1 to 1107 code for a protein of 368 amino acids.
AUGCAGACUCAAGAAGAAGUCUCAGACUCAAACAGUCUGCAGCAGCAGCAGCAGCAGCAGCAGCAGCAGGAACAGCAGCAGGGAUGCAGAGAGAGAGGAACAGGGUCUAUGCUGCAGCUGCCUUCAAAGGAGACACUUGAGGCGCUACGUCUGUCUCUGCAGCAAACCCAACUCUCCCAGGCGCAUGCACUUAUAAGAGGAGACAGCCAAAGAGACAGCGAGACAAUAGCUAAAUUAAUUAAACAGGAAGCAGACAUAGUAGAAAAAGGAGACAAAGAGGAGACAGCUGCAGCAAAGCAGAAAGGAGACAGCUAUUCACUGCAGCAGCAAAUAAACCCAGACGCGCUGCUGUCUCUUGAAGAGAUAACACCAAACCCUCUUCGUGCUGAGCUGCACACAGCAGCUUCUGCUGCUGCUGCUGCUGCUGACGAAGUUGCUGCUGCUGUUGCUGCAUUGCGUGAGUGGCGCAAGCAGCAACAACAGCAGCAGCAACACCUGCUGCUGCAGCUGCAGCAGCAGCAGCAGGAAGUAGCGGUAAAGGAGACAGCCAGCGAGCCCUCAGACUGCUGUCUCCUUACAGAAUUGCAAAGCCUCUCUAACAGCAUCCUGGGGCCCCCCCAAGCAGCAGCAGGGGGCCCCCUAGGGACUCCCAGGGGCCCCCCUGCUGCAUGCAGCUUAGUGGAGUCUGUGCGCUCGACGCAGCAAAAGAGCGGCUGUCUCCUGCAGCUAAUAUCAGAUGCACACAACAGCGUUGCAGCAGCAGCAGCAACAGCAGCAGCAGCAAACGAGCUGGGCCCUGACCCUCGACGUCCCCCCUCACCUAAUACCAGGCCUCCCGCCUCAGCCCCAGCAGUUGCAGCAGCAGCAGGAUCAAUGGAGGCAGCAGCCACAGCAGAGCCGAAGCCCCCCUCUGCUGUUGCUGCUGCUCGUGCUGCUGCUGCUGCGGAGGUGUCUCCUUCCACCAGCAGCGACAGCCUCCAGCGCUGCAAGCAGCUGCUUGAAGACAUAUCGAUGCUGCAGGAAGAGACAGAUGAGGUCCUCAGUCUAUGCUCCGGGGCCCCCCCCCCUUUAUUGGGGGGCCCCCAGAGGGAGUCGGGGGGCCCCUAG